Messenger RNA from Dermatophagoides farinae (American house dust mite), 1293 nucleotides. RefSeq names its product inositol monophosphatase 1-like. The record is from RefSeq and is a predicted model, not a curated record. Gene Ontology annotation, molecular function: DNA binding; inositol monophosphate 1-phosphatase activity; DNA strand exchange activity. Lineage: Eukaryota; Metazoa; Arthropoda; Arachnida; Sarcoptiformes; Pyroglyphidae. Gene Ontology annotation, biological process: DNA recombination; signal transduction; inositol metabolic process.
UUCAUUUUGUUCAUUAUUAUUAUGACCAUAUAUAAAUUUCAGCAAUUUUAAUUGAUUAACCAAUUCAUUAAUUAAUAACCAAUCAUCACUAUAUAAAUACCUGGGACUCUUGUUUUGCUUUUUUCUGUGCCUUUUCUCUCUCUCUCUCUCUUUUUUUUGUCCAUUCGACCAUCAUCUUUAUUUUUCAUCUAUUUUGAUAAUAUAACGUGGAUAAAUUCAGAAAAUGGAAUUAAAAGAAUUACUUGAACGACAAUCGUUAGCAAUCAGAUUGGCUAAACAAGCCGGUGAAAUUAUUAAAAAAGCUUCAGGAAAUAUGAUAUUGCCAGAUGAAAAAUGUAGCUUUGCCGAUCUAGUUACUGAAAGUGAUAAAGCUGUGGAAAAAAUGGUAUUCGAUGAGAUUAAAAAACAAUAUCCAGAUGAUAAAUUUAUUGGUGAAGAAUCAGCAAACGAAACUGAUGAAUGGUCCGAUGAUCCAACAUGGAUUAUUGAUCCAAUUGAUGGUACCACAAAUUUUGUUCAUAAUUUUCCAUUCUGUUGCAUAUCGAUUGGUUUCACAUAUAAACGUCAACCAUGUUUGGGCGUUAUUUAUCAUCCACAUUUGGAUCAUCUUUAUACUGCCAUUAAAGGACAUGGUGCUAAAUUGACAAAAUCUAAUGGUGAAAUUAUCGAUAUACAUGUACGGCCAUGUCCAUCAUUAAGCCAGGCAUUGGUGGUGGCCGAAUUGGGCAGUCAACGUGAUGAAGCUAAACGUGAAUGUGUAUUUAAAAAUCUUGAAUCCAUCGGAUGGGCUAGUCAUGGUAUUCGUUCACUUGGUUCAGCAGCAUUGAAUAUCUGUUCCGUUGCAUCUGGACAAAUGGAUGCAUUUUUUGAAUUUGGUCCAUAUAUUUGGGACAUUUGUGCCGGUGUUGUUAUAGCCACUGAAGCCGGUGGUCAUGUUUGUGAUACAACUGGUGGCCAAUUAGAUCUACAAGGACGUCGUUUUAUAUUUGCAAGUAAUGAAAAAUUGGCCAAAGAAAUUGCCACCAAAUUGGUGGUACAAUUGGACUUGAAAAAAUGAACAAAAAACACACACAUCGAACAUCGAACCAUCAAACAUGACUUUAACUACGGCUAUUUUUUUUUUACUUUUCGUUUGCGUUCAUAUCAAUAGAAUCAAUCUAUAUAUCAAUUAUUAUUUCAUUGAAUUCUAUAUUAUAUCAUUUUAAAUACCUAAUUUUUUUUUGUUAUUGUUUAUUUUGUAUGUGGGAAAAAGUUUAAUUUUCUCUUUAAAAAAAAAAAUUCAUUAUGCACUGA